Messenger RNA from Chelmon rostratus (copperband butterflyfish), 516 nucleotides. RefSeq lists its product as uncharacterized. Gene Ontology annotation, molecular function: protein binding. Lineage: Eukaryota; Metazoa; Chordata; Actinopteri; Chaetodontiformes; Chaetodontidae. Bases 80 to 358 code for a protein of 92 amino acids. The record is from RefSeq and is a predicted model, not a curated record. The transcript is spliced from 3 exons.
ACGUGAAUUCAGGAUCGCAGCUGCGGAACCGAGAGGAGCACACACACACAAACACACAGAGAGAGAAAACAGCACAGCAAUGGGCAAAAUCUACCAGGUCGUGGUGCAUGGGCUACGAGGGGAGAAGCUGAUCGUCGACCUGUGCAACACCGAAGAGCAGAUGCAGAGCAUGACGGUGCUACAGCUGAAACAAAAGAUCGCGCAGAAGCUUCCCGACACCCUAGGAGAAGGGGCUGUGCGGUUGAUCUUCACAGACAAGAUACUGGAAGGAGACUCCACCCUGCUCUCUGAGUAUGGAAUCCAGCAGCUGUCCGUAAUCCAAAUGGUGAUGAAGGUUCCUGGAGGACUGACUGCUUGACGGACAUGAUCACUUCCUGCUGCCAUUGCCACUACUCAAUUUGCCACUAUAUGGAACAGCUUUUUUUUAUUGUAUGGGCUCUUUUAUUCAAUAUUUCCAUGUUGCCUCUAAAUGUGUUCGAAAAAGAUGUUGUUAAAAUAAAGUCGCGUUCUCUCUAA